This is a messenger RNA of Myiozetetes cayanensis, 7570 nucleotides long. It is a transcript of the gene RBM15, whose product is annotated as RNA binding motif protein 15. Gene Ontology annotation, cellular component: nucleus. Gene Ontology annotation, biological process: regulation of alternative mRNA splicing, via spliceosome. Lineage: Eukaryota; Metazoa; Chordata; Aves; Passeriformes; Tyrannidae. Gene Ontology annotation, molecular function: mRNA binding. The coding region runs from base 2 to 2836 and encodes 944 amino acids. The transcript has a single exon. The record is from RefSeq and is a predicted model, not a curated record.
CAUGAAGGGCAAGGAGCGCUCGCCCGCCAAGGCCAAGCGCUCCCGGGGCGGCGAGGACUCGGCGUCCUCCUCCUCCUCCUCCCGCGGCUCCAAGAAGCCCAGCGGCUCCUCCGGCAGCGGCGGCGGCGGCGGCUCCAACGGCGGGAAAGCGGCGGCGUCCGGCGAGAGCAACAGCGGGAGCGGCCGGCGCGGCGCGCACACCGACAAGGGCCGCGCCGGCAGCCGCGAGUACGAGAGCGGCGCGGCCGCCAGCGGAGGGGGCCGACACGGCUACAGCGGCAAAGCCGCGGAGGCGUCGCGGAGCAGCAGCAGCCGCGGAGAGUCGCGGGCGGCCGCCGCCUCCUCCUCCUCCUCCUCCUCCUCGGAGCCCGGCGAGUACAAGACGCUGAAGAUCAGCGAGCUGGGCUCGGCGCUGAGCGACGAGGCGGUGGAGGACGGGCUGUUCCACGAGUUCAAGCGGUUCGGCGACGUGAGCGUGAAGAUCAGCCGCCUGCCGCCCGGGCCCGGCUCCGGCUCCGGCUCCGACGAGCGCGUGGCCUUCGUGAACUUCCGCCGGCCCGAGGACGCGCGGGCGGCCAAACACGCGCGGGGCCGCCUCGUGCUCUACGACCGCCCGCUGAAGAUCGAGGCCGUCUAUGUGGGCGGCGGCGGCCGCCGGCGCAGCAGCCGCUCCCCGGCGCUGCUGGAUAAGGAGUCUCCGUACGGGGCGGCGGCGGCGGUGGGGGCGGUGGCGGCGGCCGUGCGGCACCCGCCGGCCGGGGCCGCGCAGCGGGCGCUGUCCCCCGCGGGCAGCGGCGGAGCGCUGGGCUACCGGGACUACCGGCUGCAGCAGCUCGCCCUGGGCCGGCUGCCGCCGCCGCCGCUGCCGCGGGAGCUGGAGAGGGAGCGGGACUACGGCGGGUUCUACGAGGCGCGGGUGCGGCCCGCCUACGGGCUGGAGAGGGUGGCCGGCGUGGCGGCGGCCGGGGGGUUCCGCGGAGGAGGAGGAGCGGGAGGAGGAGGCGGUGCCGGAGCGGCGGGCGAGGAGGAGAUCAGCCCCGAGGACGACCAGAGAGCCAACCGUACCUUGUUCCUGGGCAACCUGGACAUCACCGUGAGCGAGUCGGACCUGAGGCGGGCGUUCGACCGUUUCGGGGUCAUCACCGAGGUGGACAUCAAGAGGCCGGGCCGCGGGCAGACCAGCACCUACGGGUUCCUCAAGUUUGAGAACCUGGACAUGGCGCACCGGGCCAAGCUGGCCAUGUCGGGGAAGGUGCUGCUGCGCAACCCCAUCAAGAUCGGGUACGGCAAAGCCACCCCCACCACCCGGCUCUGGGUGGGCGGCCUGGGGCCCUGGGUGCCCUUGGCCGCCCUGGCCCGGGAGUUUGACCGCUUUGGUACCAUCCGCACCAUCGACUACCGCAAAGGGGAUUCCUGGGCCUACAUCCAGUACGAGAGCCUGGACGCGGCGCAGGCGGCCUGCACGCACAUGAGGGGCUUCCCCCUGGGGGGCCCGGACCGCCGGCUCCGCGUGGACUUCGCCGACACCGAGCACCGGUACCAGCAGCCCUACCUGCAGCCCCUGCCCCUGCCGCCCCCGGCUCACUACGAGCUCGUGGCAGAGGCGGCUGCUUUCGGGGCUCACCGGGGAGCCCCCCCCGACCCUCUGCGGGGGGCCCGGGACAGGACGCCACCGUUGCUUUACAGAGACCGCGACAGAGACCUUUACCCGGAGACGGAGUGGGUGCCCCCGCCGCCCCCCGUGCGGGACAGGAGUAACCGGGCGGCUGCCUACGACCCGCUGGAAAGCCUGGAGCGCCGCCGGGACGGGUGGUCCUUGGAGCGGGACCGCGGGGAGAGGGAGCUGGGCAGUAGCAGUCGGGACCAGCCCAGGAAGCGGAGGCUGGCGGAGGACGGAGGGCGGCACUUGGACCGCUCCCCCGACAGCGAGCGCUCCUCGUCCUCCCGCAAGCGCCACUGCCUGGCUACCAGCUCCCCGCCGGACCGCAGCCCCGAGCUCCUGGGGGGCCGGGAGCGGUACAGCAGCGACCCCGAGCGCUCGUCCCGCCUGCUCCUCUUGGAGCGGCCGUCCCCGGUGCGGGAAUCGCGCCGGGGCAGCCUGGAGCGGGGGCAGAACGAGAAGCGCGACCGCAAGAACUCGGCGGAGCGCGAGCGGAAGCACCGCGGCGGUGCCGCCGCCGCCGCCCAGGAGGGCAAGAGCCCGGCCAAAAAGGAUGAGCGGGCGGCCGAGGGAGGCGGGGGGGGCUCCCGCCUCAAACCCCCUCCCCAAAAACAGCAGCAGGACGGGGCGGCGCAGGCCGGGGCGGCGCCCAAGCUGUGCUUGGCCUGGCAGGGGAUGCUCCUGCUGAAGAACAGCAACUUCCCGUCCAACAUGCACCUGCUCCAGGGGGACCUCGGCGUCGCCAGCAGCCUCCUCGUGGAGGGGGCCACGGGGGGGAAGGUGGCCCAGCUCAAGAUCACCCAGCGGCUCCGGCUGGACCAGCCCAAGCUGGACGAGGUGAACCGGCGCAUCAAGGUGGCGGGGCCCAACGGCUACGCCAUCCUCCUGGCCGUGCCCGGCGCGGCGGAAAACCGCGCGGCCGCCGGAGCCGCCGAGCCCGCCACCACCUCCACGCAGAGGCCGCUCAGGAAUCUGGUGUCCUACCUAAAGCAAAAGCAGGCUGCAGGGGUGAUCAGCCUCCCCGUGGGGGGGAACAAAGACAAGGAGAACAGCGGGGUGCUGCACGCCUUCCCGCCCUGCGACUUCUCCCAGCAGUUCCUGGACUCCACGGCCAAGGCGUUGGCCAAAUCCGAGGAUGACUAUCUGGUCAUGAUCAUUGUCCGGGGGGCGUCCUAAGGGGCCCUCGUGUUCUGUUCCCAACCCUGCCUACUCCUCCACCCAGCCCCUCCAGCGUGUGCCAGGUGCUAUGGGAUACAGCCUUAGCCAGCCCUGUUGUUAUUUUAAUUAGACCUUUGUUUGUAGGUGACUUUUUUUCCCCCCGGCCCGAUUUUCUGUUACUACGUUUUUCUAUAAAGGUAGAAGCCAGAGAGGUUGGUUUAGGUGUAGUGUGAAUAGGAUAUUUUGAGAAUUUCCCUAUCAGUGGGGACAGCAGGGAGGCUCGGCCUGCUUUGAUUUACAAAAAAAAAAAAAAAAUUGAAAAAAAAAUAAGAAAAACGAGAACUGGGGAGGGGGAGGGAGAGGGAAAAGAAAAAACUCCCGUCUUCUUGAUUUUGAUUUGUGUCCUUAUUUCAUUUCAUGUUUUUUAAAGCAAGUCCAAGAGCUUGUCGUCCUCUGACAGAGCUCCAGACCCAACAGACCAGGUUUAAAGCACUCGUUGGAAUUGGAAAACCACACGUUUAGUGGCAGAUUGGUGUCAGCUCCUUUUCUGAGCCCUUGAAAUUCCGUGUGGGCCUUGGGGAUCACUUCCCUCUGGAGCUGGAAUGGUUUCCCCUUUGGGUCGAGUGGCUCAAGGUCGAUGUUUUCCAGGUGGGCAGAACACAAUUCCUUCUGGGAAAGGAAUUCCUUUCUCAUCCAGCCUCUCCCCUCCUCCCCUCUGCCAGGUGCAUGCACUGAAACCGGGCUUUUUCCCAGGUGUAUCCCCCCGUUUCCCGGUGUAUCCCAGACGUGCACUUUGGGUUUGGAGCGGUGAGGAGGUUUUGGUGACGAGCUGGGAGUUUUUGUUACAAACCAGGAACGUUGUGCCCGCUCUGGUGUGCAGGAAAUGAGGAGGUGCUUGAAGGAGAACUUGAGUUCUGUUGUGGGUUUUCAGUUUUACUGCCAAUUUUUUUUUUUUUUUCUGUGUGUGUUUUCCAAGAAUUGCAGGUACAGUGGGGUCUGGUUCCACAGUGCAAACUCUCAGCAAGUAAGUGCUUCUCUCCAGAGAUGCUUUUAAUUCUGGGAUAAUUUAAUUACAUAAAAGUUCUCAUUAACGUUUUACCUCUUUGUUAAUAGCAAGGAACUGCUGUCUGCUAGGGACUCUUCAGGUACAGUGCAGUGGGCAUUACAUGAGGUUUAUCAUUUUCUGGGCACCUGGAGAAAAGUGGUUUUAGCAUCUUGGAGAAGUAUUAAAAACACUCCGAGGUGCCAAGGUUUGAGCUCUUGUUCCUGUGAUUCAAGGAUGAAACAGUUCUGCUUUUUUUUUUUUUUUUUUCCUUUUCAAAGAACAUGGUUAAUUUUCUCUUAUUUUUCCCCAACAAUUGGGCACUUUUCUUCACCUGUCUCAGCCACCUUGGUAAUCCAGGCAUUUAGGAGGGAAGAAGGGAUUUAAAUCCCUAAAGGGGGAUCUAAAUCCCCAGUGCUCUGUUUAACAACCAAAAGGAUGUUGCAGCAACUUCUAAACUGGAGUGUAAAUCUGACUGGUAUCUCUUUACAGGCCCCAAAAAUUGUGAUCUUGCACUUAAACCCAGAAUGUAACCUUGCACUUAGCCACGUUUUCAGGGAUUUGGGCCACGGAAAAGCGACGCUGCUCCAAUAGAUUCCUUGGGUGAUGGAUGCAGGGGUGGGUUGAUUUGUGGUACAACUUGAUCAGAUUCAAAAUGGGGAAUAAGUUGUGAAUAGGAGAUGAAGGAGGAAAUGUCUUGAAUGUACUGUGUGGGUGUAACUGAACUUGCUUGAGUUUCUGCCACAAAAAUAGGGAAAUUUUUGUUACUGAACCACUUUGGUUGAUUAUCUGCCUGGAAUGAAUGGACACAGUAUCCCAAGAACUAAGAAUUCCAAUGUGGCAGGGGGGUUUUGGUUUUCAAAGCUUCUUUUUCUUUCUAAGUGAGAAGCUAAAAGCCUCAUUUAAUGCUCUUAAAUUCGAGGGGUAAAACUCAGGAGUUCUGGGUUGUCCUUCGGGGUGAAUGUAAGAGAUGGCAGAAUUCAGCUGUUCAGCUUCCUAUUAACAACGAGAAUUUUGGGGGAACGACACCUUAAAUGCAAAUCACUGUGUUGUGGGAGUUCCAGAGUGUUUACCACUUAAUGCAAAGAAUGUUUUGGUUGGAGCAGGUGUCUGUUGUGCGUCAGCAGGGGAUCAACUCUGUUCAAGUGCUGCUCGUGUUCAGAGGGGGUUUUCUCGUUGCAUCCGACAGGAAUCACUUGCAAAGGGUUUUCUAGGAAAGAAAUUUGAACCUCUGGGAAUUCAAAUCCGCCCUAAACAAGGGAGAAAAAAAAAAAAAAAAAGAAGGAAAAAAGCACUAAAUGUUUGUGUUGGACACUGGAAGUCGCUGAGAGCAGCGUUUGUUCCGCUGAGGCACAGCAGGCACCUGCUUAAAAAGCCAUAAAACUUGGGGUCAGCGUGGCUGGUCAAGGCAAACUCAGUGUGGGAAGAGCAUCCUGGGUGCACUUCCAGUUUUUCCUUGGGAAAAUCCUGGUGGUUUUAACUACCACUGGUUGCAGUGAGCCAAAUUGUGCUAUGCUGGGCGGGGGAUGAAAAGGAGCGGGCGAGGCUGUGUUUGACUCCAGCUUUUCCGGCUCCUUAUUUCCUGGAGUAUCUCCCUUUAAAUCUGGUUUAUUUGUAGCGGCUGCUCUGUUUUGUAAGCAAAGAUUUUAACACCCUUGGAGGGUUCUUAAGGGCAAAACAUUGACUGGCAGCCGCUUUGCCAGGAUCCCGGUGCUGCCAUCCCGGAUGGGCUGUGCUUUCCCCCUUGGUCUGAGGGAUUCCCCCACUGGAGUAACUGCCCACUGAAGUUGUCUUGGCCAGGGCUGAGCAUUCAGAAGCCCGUGGGUGAUACCACUGUGUGCAGAGCAAAGCAGAUGUAGCAGUUGUUGGCUCUCUCCUUGUGUCUGGCAUUCCGUUGCUCCGGCGAGAGCUGGGUUUCCCUCCACAUUCGCGUGUGCAGCUGAUGUUCCGAUAUUUCAUUAGCGUCUUGAAUUAGCCUGGAAAAAGGAUGUCCCUUUUCCCUGAAUCAUUUCACCCUUGUGCUUGAACGCUUUGGGGGAAAGAACCUCAAGUGACUCAUAGUUUUUGUUCGAGAUUUCAGUUCGCUGGGGUUUGGGGUUUUUUUUGUGUUGUUUUUUUUUUUCCUUCUUUUAAUUGGAAACAUUACGCAACUUCCUUGGCCUCCAUCCAGCCGCUUUGUUUGCUCCCGUUGAGCUGCUGUGGUGGGAACACCGAGGUUACUCUCAACCCAGAGGUUUUAGGGUCAGAAAUACCAAACGCAUCUUUGUCAGCGCUGCAGAGAGAAGGGCUGGGCAAGACAAAAAUCUUCCCUUCUCUCUCUCUUUCUCACGUUUUCCCACGAGGGUGUUGAAAGGUGGAAUAUUUCGGUGAAACUUUUCUCGGCAGAGAAUGGGUUGGAAUUUCUUCCACGGGUUUGGGAGACCCUCUGGUUGAUGGUAACCGAGGUGAAAGGCCUCGAGCGUUAAUGGGGGAGGAGGAGGGGAGCGAAUCAAAAUUGUGAAGACAGGUUCAAAAACUCUGAGGACUCAGGGAUAAAACGGCUUGGAAAACGGUGAUUCCUGGCUCUUUAAGUGAAACAGUGUUGAGGGACUCCUGGGGAGUCCGUGUGUGUGCCCAGAGGGGAAGAAAUGAUGCCAUGUGUCUCUAGAGCUUUUGGGGUUCUUUCCCCUUCGUCCCCCGCUGUGCAGCAUCGAAGGACAGAUAUUCCAAUGAUUCAUAGACUGGACGAUGAGGUGAUUUUUGUAUCAGGCGUAAAAAAAAAACGGCCCAGCCGGUUCAGAGAGGGGUUCGUUGAACAUUCAACUUCCCGCAGUUCCGAUUUGUGCGCGAGCGCUGGCGGAGAAAUACGACUUGAAUAGCAACAAUUUUCAGUUCCACUGGGCGUGUCUUUGAUUUGACCUUUUUCCUUUACUACUUUGGCGCGGCCAAACGAGGGCAGAAGAGCUGUGUUAGCAACACUACAUUUCAUGGGUUUGGUGAUAAAAGUUGCCUUCGGGGGAGAUAACCCCGGGAGGAAAGCCAACCCAGCUGAGCCACAGUUGGGUUGGUUUUCCUCGUGGUUAAUGGUUUCAACGUGUCCCAUCAGCUGUUACUGCGAGUUGGGUAAAUGCUCAGUACUGUAAGCCUUAGUUUAACCUUGGUCCAAAACGAAGCCCUGCACUACUUGCUUGUUUUGCAUCUCCCCCCUGGAAGAGACGACUUCAUUCUUGAGGGGUUUUGUGCCCGUGGGUUUGAAUUGGUGCUUUUUUUGAAAUCCAAGUAGAAUAUUCAGAAAGGCCUCGUAGCUCUUUGUGUCCAUCUGUACGAUGUAGGGAGGGGGAGAGGGGGAAAAAACAACAAAAAACAAAAAACAAACCCCCCCAAAUCUGGUGUAAACAUUUGUAUUGAAAUAACGUUUUCUUUCCUCCUCGCAAAGCAAAUCUGGUGGACUGCAGAAGACAUGGGAUACCAAGCUCUAAAAUGGACCUUUGGGAAGAGAAGCUGUGGCUUAUGUGGAAUUUCCAUGGGCCUCCUGAUGGAAGAAAGCUUAUCUGUUUAGUAUUUGUGCAUUUUACUAAAAAAAAAAAUGGCAGCUUUAAAAAAAAAAAAAAAAAAAGUUGUGUAUCUGCUAUUGUGAUGCCAAUGCCCGUGUUUUAAGUGGAAAAAAAAAAAUGACCUCUUUGCUUUGUGCUGUGUACACAAGAUUGCUGGAAAAAAAAAAAAAAAGUAAA